Jatropha curcas is the source of this 4559-nucleotide messenger RNA. RefSeq names its product putative disease resistance RPP13-like protein 1. The record is from RefSeq and is a predicted model, not a curated record. NCBI's taxonomy places the organism in Eukaryota, Viridiplantae, Streptophyta, Magnoliopsida, Malpighiales, Euphorbiaceae. Gene Ontology annotation, molecular function: ADP binding.
GUCGUCGUUGUUCUUGCCUAUAAACUCAAAACGCGGCGCUUUUUUCAUCUGGUCGGAAACGACCUUCCGACUGGAAAACCUCUAUUCACCGUCUGAAAAAUGGUGGCUUCAAUUAAUAAGGAAGCAAAAGCUCAUAGAGAAGAAGAUCAGUAAGAAGAAGAGGAAAUCAAGAAAUGACGCUAGAGAAGGCUAAACACCAUCAAAAAGAGCCUCCAACAACUGUGACUACCAUUGGAGGCGCUAUACUUUCGGCUUCUUUGCAAGGCCUGUUUGACAAGUUGUCUUCCCAUGACUUGCUCAAGUAUGCAAGCCAAGGCAAAGUGCGGGCUGAAAUAGAGAAGUGGGAAAGCAUGUUGAAGAUAAUUUAUUCUGUGCUUGAUGAUGCAGAGGAGAAGCAGAUGACUAAUGGGUUCGUGAAAAUCUGGGUAACUGAGCUUAGAGAUUUGGCUUAUGAUGUGGAGGAUGUGCUUGAUGAAUUUGCUACUGAGGUUUUGCGACGAAGGUUGAUGGCAGAACCUCUGGCUAUGACAUGUAAGGUGCAUAAACUUGUCCCUACUUGUAUUUAUGGAGUGAAUCGAAGCAGAGUCAAGUUCAAUGGUAAGCUGCUUUCCAAGAUGGAGGCGAUUACUGCCAGAUUAGAGAAGAUCACAGCUGCAAAACGUGACCUGGAUCUAAGAGAGAGUGUUGGAGGGAGGAGCAGCAGUGUGAGAGAGAGACAGCCGACAACUUCAUUGGUGAAUGAAGCAAAAAUUUAUGGAAGAGAAGAUGAUCAGAAGGCAAUACUUGAACUAUUAAAGGGUAAAGAAAGCGGUGGUGAAGACAUCUGUGUUAUUCCUAUAACUGGAAUGGGAGGUAUAGGUAAGACAACUCUUGCUCAACUCAUCUUUAAUAAUGCCACUUUGGAGUUUGAUUUGAAGGCUUGGGUGUCAGUGGGUGAACAUUUUGAUGUUAUUGAAGUAACAAAAACAAUUUUGCAUUCUGAGAGUUAUGAUGCUAAGGAUUUAGAUUCUCUUCAAGUAAAAUUAAAGGAGAAUUUGUCAGGAAAGAAAUUUUUGAUUGUCUUAGAUGAUGUUUGGAGUGAGAAUUAUGAUGAUUGGACUCUCUUUUGCGGUCCUUUUGAAGCAGGGGCACCAGGAAGCAGAUUCAUUGUUACAACUCGGAAUCAAGGUGUUUCAUUAAUGAUGGGUAAUGUUCCAGCUUAUACUUUAAAGGCCUUGUCUCAUGAUGAUUGUCUGGCUGUGUUUGCACAACAUGCUUUGGGGACGACAAAUUUUGCAGCACACUCACAUUUGGAAGAAAUAGGAAAAGCAAUUGUUAGAAGGUGUCAAGGAUUGCCUUUGGCUGCUAAGGCCCUUGGAGGCCUUUUACGAGGUAAAUUGAGUCAUGAUGCGUGGGGAAAAGUCUUGAACAGCAAUAUAUGGGAUUUACCUCAGGAGAAAAGUGGUAUUCUUCCAGCCUUAAGGUUGAGCUACCACCAUCUCCCAUCUCAUCUGAAACGAUGCUUUGCAUACUGUGCAAUAUUUCCAAAGGACUACAAAUUUGACGAAAAAGAGUUGGUUUUACUUUGGAUGGCGGAGGGAUUUUUGCAACAAUCAAAGGACACAAAGUCAACUGAGGACUUGGGUCUUGAAUAUUUUCGUGACUUGUUUUCCAGAUCAUUUUUUCAACAGUCAAGUAGCAACAAAUCACAAUAUGUAAUGCAUGACUUGAUAAGAAACCUGGCUCGAUCUGUCAAUGAAGAAGUAUGUUUUCAUCUGGAUGAUAAGCUAGAGGUUGUAAAAUCAAAUGCAAAGGUGCGCCAUUCAUCGUUUUCUCAUCACGUCUGUGACAUCUCACAAAGAUUUGAGGUCUUCCAUGAAAUGAAGAGCUUGCGUACAUUCUUGGCAUUACCAAUCCUACCAUCACACUAUUACCAAUUAACUAGUAAGGUGUUGCAUGACUUGUUGCCAAAAUUAAGAAGCUUAACGGUUCUAUCAUUGGCUGGUUAUUGUUUUGAGGAAUUGCCAAGUUCUAUUGGUGCCUUAAAGCAUUUGCGGUACCUUAAUCUGUCUUUUACUGAAGUUACAAAGUUACCUGAAUCCUCCUGCAAGCUCUUCAACCUUCAGACUUUGAAAUUACGUGGGUGCCAAAAACUUGUUAAGUUGCCUAUAGGUAUUAGUGAACUAAUAAAUUUGCAAUACCUUGACAUAAGUGAUACAAAUAGUUUGCACGAGAUGCCACCACAUAUAGGCAAUUUAACAAAUUUGCACAUUUUGCCUAAGUUUAUCGUUGGAAAAGGCUGCGGGUUUGGAAUAACAGAGUUGAUGAAAUUAUGUCAUCUACAAGAGGGGCUUCAUAUUACAGGAUUGCAUAACGUGGUACAUGUUCGAGAUUCAGAACUCAUCAAGCUGAAGGAGAAGAAAGGCAUUAAUGCAUUAACCUUGGAAUGGAUUGAUAACUUACAUGGUUUGCAAAAUGAAAGGGAUGAACUGCAGGUCCUCAACUCUUUACAGCCUCCUCAAAGUCUGGAAAAGCUUUCUAUUAAAUUCUACAGUGGAACAAAAUUCCCAUUUUGGAUAGGAGAUCCCAAAUUCAUUAAUAUGACAUGUCUAGAGCUUUGCUAUUGUCGUAAAAUCACCUCUCUACCAGCACUUGGGCAACUACCUUUGCUUAAAAAGUUAAACAUAGUAGGAAUGGUUGGAAUAAAAGAAGUAGGUAAUGAGUUCCAUGGGAAUGUUUCUCCUUCUAUUGAAGCCUUUCCAUCUCUAGAGACUCUAACCAUGAAGAACAUGGCAGGGUGGGAGCAAUGGUCUAGCAAAGAAGCUGGACGAACAUUUAUGAAUUUGCGCAAACUUACAAUGAGAAAUUGUCCAAAGUUGGUCGGAAAACUACCCAGGUUCCUUCCUUCUUUGGAGAUACUUAAUAUUUGUGAUUGCCCACAAUUAGGAGAGCUACCUGAUGUCCUUCCAUCUCUCCGCAAAUUGAUCAUUGAAAAUUGUCAAGAGCUGGUUCUGCGAAGUGCAAAUGAUCUAUUUUCCCUCACUACUUUAAAGAUUAGGAGAAUUUCAAGCCUUGUAAGUUUAGAUGAAAUGCCUAUACUGGCUUUGGUUGCACUUGAAGAUUUGGAGAUUGCAGAUUGUCGUGAAUUAAUGUUCUUGUGGCAUGAUGGAAGUAACGUAAACAGAUUCACUAGUCUGAGACGUUUAUAUAUCCAAAACUGUAAGCAGCUUGUGUCAUUGAUAGAGGGAGAGGAAGGUCUUUUGCCUUGCAAUCUUGAAGUUUUGAUCAUAAAAAAGUGUCAAAAUCUGGAAAAGCUGCCAAAUGGGCUGCACAACCUCACAUCUCUUGGAGUUUUGAGAAUCCAGAGUUGUCCAAAACUUGCAUCUUUUCCAGCAGCAGGUUUGCCAUACUUUCUCAGACAUUUCACAAUUAGAGAUUGCAAUUCUUUGUUGUCUGUACCGAAGGGCAUUAUACGUCAUGCAACUGAUAAAAAUGAGACGUCUCAUCUUAAGAAGCUGGCUAUUGAAGGAUGUCCAUCACUUGCUUCCUUUGAGAUUGGUGAGCUCUGCAAUUCACUCAGAACUCUUACAAUUUGUUUUUGCACAAACAAAUUGUUAGAGUUGCAACAUGAUAGGUUUUCACAUCUCACUUAUUUAGAACUAAAAGAUUGUCAUGACUUAGAGCGGUUCCCAGGAGGGGGUUUGGCAAUCCCAACUCUCAUCUAUCUUACAAUUUCAAGGUGCAAGAAUUUGAAAUGUCUGCCCAAGGAGAUGCAGGACCUGAUGUGUCUUUUGUAUUUUGAAAUAUAUGAUUGUGGAAAUUUAUUGUCUUUUCCAGAAGGAGGUUUGCCACCAAACUUAACUACACUUCGAAUAAGGGAAUGUAAGAAUUUGAGCCAGCCCAUGUCAGAGUGGGGACUACAUAAACUCACCUCUCUUAAACGACUCUCAAUCAAAGGCACAAGUCCUAGUACAGAUGUUGAUUUCUUUCCAGAUAAAGAUGGUCUACUGCUUCCUGCUUCUCUAACCUUGCUUUGGAUAGAUGGACUGAAGAAUUUGAAAUGCAUAUCCAGUGGCCUCCAAAGCCUCACCUCUCUUGAAAAUUUAUGGAUUUGGAAUUGCCCUAAAAUAUGUUCCUUACCGAAGGAGGGUCUACCUACCACCCUUGGGUUCCUGGAAAUCUUGUGUUGCCCUAUUCUAAAACAAAGGUGCUUAAGAGGGAAAGGAGAUUAUUGGCCUGUCAUUGCUCACAUCCCUUGUGUUAUCACAGAAUCUGAGACCUUAAACCCAUUGUUUAUGUCAAAUUACUUGGUAAAAACUUGGGGUCACGCCUAACAGCCACAACAACAACAGUAUGCUUUGUUCAAGUAAUUUUCCUUUUUCUUAUUGUUUUUAUUUCACAUAUUACUGGACCAGUACCUGGGAAUCUAAGGAAAAUAGUUUUUUUGUUGUACCUUUGAUUGCUUUAUUUUCCUAUGUCGCACCAUGUGGUACAAUGAUAAAAAGACAAAAUGUACAGUUCCAGGUUCUAAACUGUAGUUUAUUAGUAUUUUUUUCUAAUAUGCUUGUUCUUUUCUUUUC